Messenger RNA from Populus euphratica (Euphrates poplar), 2746 nucleotides. Its product is annotated as G-type lectin S-receptor-like serine/threonine-protein kinase At4g27290. The transcript has 7 exons. Bases 70 to 2538 code for a protein of 822 amino acids. Lineage: Eukaryota; Viridiplantae; Streptophyta; Magnoliopsida; Malpighiales; Salicaceae. Gene Ontology annotation, molecular function: ATP binding; protein serine/threonine kinase activity. The record is from RefSeq and is a predicted model, not a curated record. Gene Ontology annotation, biological process: protein phosphorylation; recognition of pollen.
CGCAAGAACAUUUCCACCAUCUAUGGCAGCCAUCAGUAUCAAAAAGUGAGCUACAGGGAAAAAAAAACAAUGGGAGUACCAGCGGAACAUUGCAUUCUUGCGCUUCUUUUUUGCACUUCUUUAUUGCUUAUUGUAGAAACAGUAACUGCUAUUGACACCAUAAACACAACUCACUCCAUUAGAGAUGGUGAUACCAUAGUUUCAGCUGAAGGAACCUUUGUGUUGGGGUUUUUCAGCCCUGGAAAAUCCAGAAACCGAUUCGUAGGAAUAUGGUAUGGCAAGAUACCUGUCAAGACUAUAGUUUGGGUUGCCAAUAGAGAGACCCCCCUUAAUGAUUCAUCAGGUGUUUUAAGGCUAACUGACUUGGGAAUUCUUGUCAUUCUUAAUCAGAAUGGGACCAUAAUUUGGUCUUCCAACUCAUCGAGAUCUGCUUCUAAUCCAGCUGCUCAACUUCUGGAUUCAGGAAACCUUGUUGUGAAAGAGGAGGGUGAUACCCUGGAAAAUUCCUUGUGGCAGAGUUUUGAACAUCCAACUGAUACAAUAUUGCCAGGCAUGAAGCUAGGAAGGAAUAGAAUAACUGGCAUGGAGUGGUACAUGACAUCGUGGAAGUCACCAGAUGAUCCUUCCAGAGGUAACUUUACUUGUAUGCUUAUUCCUUACGGAUAUCCUGAGUUGGUUGUGAUGCAAGGUUCAAAAAUGAAGUACAGAUCAGGGCCAUGGGAUGGCCUGCGGUUCAGUGGGAUACCUAACUUGAAACCAAAUCCCGUAUACAAAUUUGAGUUUGUUAUUAGUGAGGAGGAGAUAUUCUACAGAGAAAGUCUUGUUGACAAGUCAAUGCUUUGGAGGUUCAUGACAGAUCAGAAUGGCGAUAUCCCGAGCCUCGCUUGGAUUGAGCAAACGCAAAGUUGGUUGCUUUAUGAAACAGCAAACUCAGAUAAUUGUGAUCGCUAUGCACUCUGUGGUGCAAACGGUUUAUGCAAUAUUCAAAGCUCUCCAGUGUGUGAAUGCUUGGAUGGGUUCGUACCAAAAAUUCCAACAGACUGGGCGGUGACAGUAUGGUCAAGUGGCUGUGUUAGAAGGACUCCACUUAAUUGUUCUGGAGAUGGGUUUCGAAAGCUCUCUGGAGUGAAGAUGCCUGAGACAAAAGCGUCAUGGUUUGACAAGAGUUUGGAUCUUGAGGAAUGCAAGAGCAUGUGCUUGAAGAACUGCAGCUGUACAGCAUAUUCAAAUAUGGACAUCAGGGGUGGAGGAAGUGGAUGCUUGCUCUGGUUUGGUGACCUCAUUGAUAAUAGAAGGUUUUCUGAAAACGAGCAAAAUAUUUAUAUAAGGAUGGCUGCAUCAGAACUAGAUAAUGGUAACGUUGCAGAGAUCAAUACUAACUCCAAUGUGAAGAAAAAAAUCAUAGUAAGCACUUUGUCUAUAGGAAUUUUUCUCCUUGGACUGGUUUUGGUCUUGUAUGUUUGGAGAAGGAAGCAUCAGAAAAAAGGAAAAAGUACUGGUGCUUUUAAAAGAAGGUCAGACAACAUGCACAAAAAGGAAGAUCUAAAACUACCAUUGUUUGAUUUGGAUACUUUAGUUUGUGCAACAGAUAAUUUUUCUGUUGACAAUAAACUCGGAGAAGGGGGUUUUGGGUCUGUUUACAAGGGAACAUUAGCAGAUGGGCGAGAAAUUGCUGUGAAGAGGCUCUCUCAGAAUUCGAGACAAGGAGUUGGCGAGUUCAAGACUGAGGUCGAGUAUAUUGUGAAAUUUCAGCACCGGAAUCUAGUGCAGCUUCUAGGAUGCUGCUUUGAGGGGGAUGAAAAGAUGUUAAUCUAUGAGUUCCUGCCAAACAAAAGUUUGGACUUCUAUAUUUUCAAGGACACGCUACUAGAUUGGCCAACACGCUACAACAUCAUCAAUGGAAUAGCUCGUGGACUUCUUUAUCUUCAUCAAGAUUCACGACUAAGAGUAAUUCAUAGGGACCUGAAAGCCAGCAAUAUUCUACUGGAUUAUGAAUUGAACCCAAAGAUUUCAGACUUUGGCCUGGCUAGAAGUUUUGGAGGAAAUGAAAUUGAAGCCAAUACCAUUAAAGUGGCUGGGACAUAUGGCUACAUUUCCCCAGAGUAUGCAAUUGAAGGGCUCUACUCGGUAAAAUCGGAUGUCUUCAGCUUUGGUGUAUUGGUGCUAGAGAUAGUGAGUGGAUAUAAGAACAGGGGGUUCCGUCAUCCAGAACACAAUCUCAACCUGCUAGGGCACGCUUGGAGACUAUUCCGAGAUGGGAGGCCUAUGGAACUGGUUAGGCAAUCAAUAGUUGAAGCAAGCAAUCUAUCUCAAGUGCUACGUUCAAUUCACGUGGCUCUACUCUGUGUUCAGGAUAAUCGAGAAGAUAGGCCAGACAUGUCAUAUGUGGUUUUGAUGUUAAGUAAUGACAAUACAUUACCUCAGCCUAAACAUCCAGGUUUUUUUAUUGAAAGGGAUCCAGCUGAAGCAAGUUCAACAAGCGAGGGCACAGCAAAUUCAGCUAACAAAUGCUCGAUUACAUUAUUACAGGCAAGGUAGAUCCCAUUUUGCGUUGAUAUCUUUUGUUUCGUGUUGAUGGGUUUGAUUUUGCAUCUUGGAAGCUGUAGUUCCAAUGUUGUGUGGUGAAGGCACAUUUCUCAGCCAACGCAACCAGAAUCUUUUUUUCCCUGAACGGGAAUUUAUUUUUGCACUACUAUUAUUUGUUUCAGCCUUGUGUUAAAAGAAGUCAUGGUUUUUCUGUCGGUGU